Messenger RNA from Amaranthus tricolor (Joseph's coat), 1158 nucleotides. RefSeq names its product cysteine proteinase inhibitor 6. Gene Ontology annotation, molecular function: cysteine-type endopeptidase inhibitor activity. The transcript is spliced from 4 exons. Lineage: Eukaryota; Viridiplantae; Streptophyta; Magnoliopsida; Caryophyllales; Amaranthaceae. The coding region runs from base 108 to 851 and encodes 247 amino acids. The record is from RefSeq and is a predicted model, not a curated record.
AUUUUUAAAAAUAUCAAAUUAUGCCAGAGACAAAUAAAACCUUUGUUUCAUGAACUGUUGUUUCUACUGGUUCUCCUCUGCAUUAAGCAAAGCCGAAAUCAGUAUUUAUGUUGAUCAAAUUCUCAUUCCUUCUUCAUCACUCUUCAACUAUCCUUCUCCUUUUUUCUAUCAUCUUCUUCUUCUCUCCAUCUUCUCAAGGAUCUUGCAGUGACUUUGAAUCUGAACCGUCCAUGGCAACUCUUGGUGGAUUACGUGAAUCACAUGGUGCCGCUAAUGAUGCUGAGAUCGAAAGUCUUGCUCGAUUUGCUGUUGAUGAACAUAACAAAAAAGAGAAUGCAUUGCUAGAGUUUGCAAGGGUUGUGAAGGCAAAGGAACAAGUGGUUGCGGGUACAUUGCAUCACUUUACUAUUGAAGCUAUUGAUGCUGGUAAGAAGAAACUGUAUGAUGCAAAGGUAUGGGUGAAGCCAUGGAUGAACUUCAAGGAGUUGCAGGAAUUUAAACACACUGAGGAUUCUCCUUCGUUCACUUCUUCAGACCUUGGUGCUAUUAGAGAAGGGCAUGCCUCAGGAUGGAAAGAAGUACCUGUCCAUGACCCUGAAGUGCAAAAUGCAGCUGAACAUGCUGUCAAGAAUAUACAGCAAAGAUCCAACUCUUUAUUUCCUUAUGAACUGCAAGAAAUCGCUCAUGCAAAGGCGGAGAUUGAGGAAGACACUGCAAAGUUUAACCUGCAGCUGAAAGUGAAGAGAGGAAACAAGGAUGAGAGUUUCAAUGUAGAGGUGCACAAAAGCAGUGACGGCAAUUAUAACCUUAAUAAGAUGGCCAACAUUCAGCCUGAGAUUGAGAACCAGUAAUGCCAUCCUUGCCUGGGUUUCCUCAUGGUUUUCGUAGGGACUGAACUAGUACUAGUAAAUACAGCUUACUUGGUUUUAGUAUAAUAAUAAUAACCUACAUGCUUUGUGAUGGUUGCACCUUCCGAUGUGGUGGCUUUCAUCAACGGGUAUGGAACAUCGUCCUUUUGUUUUUAUUCGAUGGCUUUGGGAGUACUUCAUAUCAUAAUGUUACAGCGACUUGGUUAAUGUAUAAUUGUCUCGACUUUUGUAAGUGAUUACAUCUGAGUGUGCCUUCUAUGUUAUGUAUGGUUUUAGUUAUUUUCUCAUU